Messenger RNA from Owenia fusiformis, 2129 nucleotides. The record is from the annotation of a GenBank genome assembly. Lineage: Eukaryota; Metazoa; Annelida; Polychaeta; Sabellida; Oweniidae.
GAGCUUAAUUCUAACUGUGGUGUGUGAUAAUGAGACAUUUUGUAAACAUUUCAGAUUUCAAGUAUUUACAUAUUUUUUUAAAAAUGGAUGUAUCCAAGCGAUUAGAAUCAUUCAGAGAAGCUUGGAAGAAUGAACUUAAUGCCCCUAAACGAGGUUCAUCUAGUGGUUGUCAAUCAAAUAGUGAAUCCCAUCCUAGUACAACGCAGAAUAAUGAAAAAGAAACUCAAAAACAAAAUCAUUUUGAAAAUGAAAAUCCAGAAAAAGCUAAAGAAAAAUCAGGUAGUUUUGAUCCAGGUAGCUGGUAUGAACGCCAUGUAAAGGAAGCUGAAUUAAAGGAGAAUACUAUAGAACCUUUCCUUAUAGCUGAAAAAUUAUUAAGUGGCCAUUUAGCGGAGCAUAGUAUAUCGAACACUCCUACAUCAACGCACUCAGAGAUUAAACCGCAUCGUAAAGUUUCCCAUCAUAAAGAAUUAGAUACAUUGACUUCUAAUUCAGAUAUUGUGCAUCAUAACAGACUUGAAAAAAAUAAGACAGGGAGAUCAAGCCCACUCGAUUUUAAAAGUAAACGAAGAAAAUUAGAUGGACAGACAGAAGAGGGAAAUCUCGUUGAUACAUUAAUUGCUGAUUUGGAUGAAAUCAAUGAAAUUCCAUUCUUUGACAUCCAGAUUCCUAGAGAAGUUGCAGUUUCUAUGUUUAAAUACUUGGAACCCAAAGACCUCUGCAGAUGUGCUCAGGUGAGUAAAGCAUGGCAGAGUUUGGCGGAGGAUGAGCUUUUAUGGUGCACACUUAGCCACAGGGCCGGCUACGAUUUACACUUAGAUACAGUUGCAGAGAAUGGCUGGAAACAACGAUUCAAGGAUAAUUUGGCUACAGCUAAAAAUCUGCAAAAUAAUUGGAGGGAAAGAAUAGGAGAAUAUAGCCCAUUGCAGUUCAUUAAGGGUGGAGUGUUGUGUAGCGCCCACUCCCAUGGGUCCCAAGUUGUAGCUGGUUAUACAAGUGGGCAUGUAAAAUACUGGGACCUGUCUAACAACGAUGAGUGUAUAUUUCAACCGUCAAAUACCUCACUUGUCAUCGACCCCAAUGUAGAGCAAGGAACUUUGGGUAAUAUUGUUACAAAGACGCACGUUAAUUCACAACUGACGUCAGCUGGUUAUUCUCUAGGUAACGUUGACAUCUGGUACAACAAAGAAGGCUCAGAGACAACUCCUGUUCACACAUUCAACAUGAAUAAACCUAUACGCAAUCUCCAUGGUAACGAUGAUGUCAUAAUAGCCACAUCAGAGUCACAUCUAAGGGUGGAACACAGGCCAUUCAAUCAAGAGAAAUGGACCAUGAAAAUGGACAUGCAUUUUCCCGAUCAGAUUCAACAUAUGAACUACACUCCAACAGUGCCUCAGCAAGAUUUUGUUACCAUAGCAACUGGGAACAGAGUCCAAUUGGUUCAGCCUUGGUCACAUGAUAGUCAUAUGACUACUUUGCACAAUUUGAUUGGCUCUUCCAUAACAACCAUAGCAACUAGCAAAGAUGUCCUAGCUGUUGCUUUAAGAUCUUUAGAGUUUGGAGUUUUCCAGGCUGACAACAAAUGUAGGCUUUACUGCAUGAGAAGUGGAAAGGAAACCCAGACGUUGAAUGGAUCAACAGGAACCAUACGUGCCAUUAGUCUCGAUUUAGAGGGGCCCAUGCUGGUCAUGGGAUCCGAUGAUAGGAGGGUGAGAAUUUAUGAUUUACGCUGUAGCGAAAGUAUAGUUUGCUUUACGGGACACCAGGGGUCUCUGAAAACAGUCGAGAUGAGUGGAUGGAAGAUUAUCUCAGGGGAUAACAAGGGACAGAUAUGUCUGUGGGACCAGCGCAUGCAAACUAAACUCUGGGAUCUAACCAACAGUCAUCCUGUGGAGCAUUGCAAAUUUGAUGAAAAUUACCUAAUAGCGGCCCAUGUGCCUUUAAAUAAGCAACCUGAAGCUGAUGAUUUUGAUAGCAUUGUUCACAGAAGGGAUAGAGGGUUAGUAUUUGCCUAUAACUUUAACAUAGAGCAAGCCAGUGAUGUGCCGUCUAUUUGUACAGCAAAAUAUGACGUACCUGAGAGUUACAAUUACAACAUCAACCUUGUGACACCUUAUGAUGCAUUAUGA